This is a messenger RNA of Leopardus geoffroyi (Geoffroy's cat), 2719 nucleotides long. It is a transcript of the gene KATNAL1, whose product is annotated as katanin catalytic subunit A1 like 1. Gene Ontology annotation, biological process: microtubule severing. The record is from RefSeq and is a predicted model, not a curated record. Gene Ontology annotation, cellular component: microtubule; microtubule cytoskeleton. Gene Ontology annotation, molecular function: ATP hydrolysis activity; microtubule binding; microtubule severing ATPase activity. The transcript has 12 exons. Lineage: Eukaryota; Metazoa; Chordata; Mammalia; Carnivora; Felidae. Bases 274 to 1746 code for a protein of 490 amino acids.
CUCGGCCUCGGCGGGGUGGCCUGGACCGGCGAACUACAAAGCCCGGCGGCCCCGACCGCUGGCAGAGAACGAUAAACUUUGAGCGGACCGGGCGAGAAAAAAAAUCUGUCUUUGUGGUGCGGGGGCUCUUGGGUGGUCGCGGAACUGGGCUCUGCGCUGGGAAAGGGAAGUGGAGGUGAGACUUGGGUGGCCCGCCGUUGGGCCCGCCCCGGCUGUCAGCGCUCAGCCCCACCCCGGCUGGGCUGGGCCACCGCCCCGCUUCUCUUCAAGAAGAUGAAUUUGGCUGAGAUCUGUGACAAUGCAAAGAAAGGAAGAGAAUUUGCACUUCUUGGAAACUAUGACUCAUCAAUGGUAUAUUACCAGGGGGUGAUCCAGCAGAUUCAGAGACAUUGCCAAUCAGUCAGAGACCCGGCUGUCAAAGGCAAAUGGCAACAGGUUCGGCAGGAAUUACUGGAAGAAUAUGAACAAGUUAAAAGUAUUGUCAGCACUUUGGAAAGUUUUAAAAUUGACAAGCCCCCAGAUUUCCCUGUGUCCUGUCAAGAUGAGCCAUUUAGAGAUCCUGCUGUUUGGCCGCCCCCUGUACCUGCAGAACACAGAGCUCCACCUCAGAUAAGGCGUCCCAAUCGAGAAGUAAGACCUCUGAGGAAAGAAAUGCCCGGAGCGGGAGCCCGGGGACCUGUGGGCCGAGCACAUCCUAUAUCGAAGAGUGAAAAACCCUCCACCAGUAGAGACAAGGAUUAUAGAGCAAAAGGAAGAGAGGAUAAGGGAAGGAAGAAUAUGCAAGAUGGUGCAAGUGAUGGUGAAAUUCCCAAAUUUGAUGGUGCGGGCUACGAUAAGGAUCUGGUAGAAACUCUUGAGAGAGACAUCGUAUCCAGGAAUCCUAGCAUUCAUUGGGAUGACAUAGCAGAUUUGGAAGAAGCUAAGAAGUUGCUCAGGGAAGCUGUUGUUCUGCCAAUGUGGAUGCCUGACUUUUUCAAAGGGAUUAGAAGGCCGUGGAAGGGCGUACUGAUGGUUGGACCCCCCGGCACUGGGAAGACUAUGCUAGCUAAAGCUGUUGCCACCGAAUGUGGCACAACAUUCUUCAAUGUUUCCUCUUCUACAUUGACAUCUAAAUAUAGAGGUGAAUCUGAGAAGUUAGUCCGUCUGUUGUUUGAAAUGGCUAGAUUUUAUGCACCCACCACAAUCUUCAUUGAUGAGAUAGAUUCCAUCUGCAGUCGAAGAGGAACCUCUGAUGAACAUGAGGCAAGUCGCAGAGUCAAGUCUGAACUACUCAUUCAGAUGGAUGGAGUUGGAGGAGCUUUAGAGAAUGAUGAUCCUUCCAAAAUGGUUAUGGUAUUGGCUGCUACUAAUUUCCCAUGGGACAUUGAUGAAGCUUUGAGAAGGAGAUUAGAAAAAAGGAUAUAUAUACCUCUCCCAACAGCAAAAGGAAGAACUGAGCUUCUGAAGAUCAAUCUUCGUGAGGUUGAACUGGAUCCUGACAUUCAGCUGGAAGAUAUAGCAGAAAAGAUUGAGGGCUAUUCUGGUGCUGAUAUAACUAAUGUUUGCAGGGAUGCCUCUUUAAUGGCAAUGAGACGGCGAAUCAAUGGCUUAGGUCCAGAAGAGAUCCGUGCACUUUCUAAAGAGGAACUUCAGAUGCCUGUUACCAAAGGAGACUUUGAAUUGGCUCUUAAGAAAAUUGCGAAGUCUGUCUCUGCUGCGGACUUGGAGAAGUAUGAAAAAUGGAUGGUUGAAUUUGGAUCUGCUUGAAUUUCUGUCGGCUCUUUCAUUUCUGAUACGUCGCCGGCAGCUCUUUGGCUGCGAUCCUACAUCGUCUCAUUUGGAGAUCCGUGAUGCCUUCCGUAGACCCCCCCUAGCCCCCACCCGCCAUCCUCAUGACCUAAGGAAAAGAGCAAGAGGGCUCAGAAGCACUCAAAAGCUCUUAAAAAUCAGAUGGCGCAUAUAUCAUUUCUGCUGUGUUCAGUGGCCAAACCAGGCCACGUGGACGAACCUGUUGUCCGUGAAACAGGGAAAUAUUAUUCUCUCUGCAAGGUGUCGCACGGCAAGGGUAGAGAUGUAUGAGCCUCUUCCAGGGAGGGGGUUGGACGACGGGGGACAACAAUCUACUGCGGGUGACCAUCCACCCACGUACCUCACAGCUCCUUGUCGUGCUGGGCGACGACGGGACUGCCCAGCUGGCUUCCUGUCUGUCUUUUGUUUUCAUUUUUUCUUCUUUGGAAGUUUUCGACCUGGGAAGCCAGACCGCUCUCGGGCCGAGUGGAUGUUUAGAGACCUUGCCUCGUGCCAUUAUUUUCCCCCGUAGAGGAACUGAGGUGAUGUGCCCGAGAUCACACAGCAAGACGCUUGGCUACGCUGCUCACUCUCUUCCCAACAUCCACUUGUGAAAGUGUUAGACAGGAAUUGCUGCUUUGCUAACUGUAAAAGAAAAACACCUUGAUUGUUCCUGAAAUCAUACCCCGUCUGAGAGACAGAGAAGUGAAACAGGACCCGAGUGGUCCAUCUCGGAAUGAAAACCGGCUCAGUUUUCUAUCCCGUUUUCCUUCCAGCCACCUUUGUGUGGGAGGCAACCUAUUUAAAUGUAUUAUAGAGCAUCAACAGAGUGCUGGGAGCUGUUCAGUGCUCUAGUAAAGCCCCAGUUCCUGCCAAGGCAGAUCGUGUCUCUGUUUUAUAAAUAGUCUGCGCCCGGUGCUGAUUUGAUUUAAAAUAAAACCUGCAGAUAGUA